AUAAUUGUUUCUAAAAAACGAGUUGGCUUAUGAUGAGGACAAUUUAUCAUCCUAAAAAGAAACAAUAGCGAAGCGGCACUUGACAGAACGUGACUUGUGGCUCGGUGACAACACGAAGGAAAACAAACUCCUGCAGAGCAACAUCUUCUAAAACCGGCCGACGACCAUCUCGCAGAAGAACUAAAAAUGACCGAUUCCGUUGUUUCCAACCGACACAAGGACUGUUUACCCUGUCGCCUAGUUAGCGGGUUCGGUGUAAUCGGCAUGGGCGUCUACAUAGCAGUGCAGGCACAGAAAAGAACGAAACCUCUUGGCCGCUUCACAAUGCUGGGCAUUGCCGCCGUCGCCGGCAGUAUAGGCAUUGCACGCCUAGCCGAUGUGUACCCUUUUGGCGAAAGAGUGCAAAAAUAGCUUUUUCAGUUUAAGUUGAGUUGAGUUUAGUAUUAAAAUAAAGGAUCCUCCUUCCACCCCGA
Anopheles gambiae (African malaria mosquito) is the source of this 473-nucleotide messenger RNA. RefSeq lists its product as uncharacterized. The transcript is spliced from 2 exons. NCBI's taxonomy places the organism in Eukaryota, Metazoa, Arthropoda, Insecta, Diptera, Culicidae. The record is from RefSeq and is a predicted model, not a curated record. The coding region runs from base 187 to 411 and encodes 74 amino acids.